Carassius auratus (goldfish) is the source of this 5678-nucleotide messenger RNA. RefSeq names its product SH2 domain-containing protein 3C-like. Lineage: Eukaryota; Metazoa; Chordata; Actinopteri; Cypriniformes; Cyprinidae. Gene Ontology annotation, biological process: positive regulation of peptidyl-serine phosphorylation; small GTPase-mediated signal transduction. Gene Ontology annotation, molecular function: guanyl-nucleotide exchange factor activity; phosphotyrosine residue binding. Bases 153 to 3008 code for a protein of 951 amino acids. The record is from RefSeq and is a predicted model, not a curated record. The transcript is spliced from 13 exons.
UUCUGCUGCUGCUGCUUACAGAGCAUCAGCCCUGUGCAGAGGAAGUGCACACUUCUGUCAACACACACACACACACACCUACAAGAGCCAGAAGUGAGGACUUGUGGCUCCUGUCCCGGAAAACACACAAGAGGACACAGAAGUCAGAGACCAUGAUCAAACGCAAACUGAGCUUCAAGUGGUUUGGUAGUCUCACCAGCCUCCGGCGGAAAUCAGACACCCAGAAGGACGAUGUCAAAGAGGUGUCCACCGACGAUAUGGGCAUGCAUCCACGGAGCCCGAGCUACGCCAGCUCCAGUGAAAAUUACACGCACAUGGGCACCAUGCCACGAAACCCGAAGAAGGACAAAAGCUUGAAGAAGAGCAAGUCCAAGGACAAGAACAACCUGAGUCAGAGUCAAAGCAUGAGACCUCUGCAGGACCAGGUCGUUGAUUCCCCACUUCUCAGCGUCCUCUCCGGGAAGGGCCUGGAGGUCCUGGAGAACCCCAUCCCAGAGGACAAGCCUGUUACUGGAACCAGAGAAAAUCCCAUUCAGAAUCGUGACCUUCCAGCUCCACCGACUGUGGAUGGACACUCAACAAUACUGGAAAGUGAAGAUCAGGAGCCGUUAGUCGACUCAUCUUGCUACAUGAGCAUGAAGGUGUUACUACGUGAGGACGAGCUACGUGUUGAUCCACCAAAUGCAUGUCUAGAAUCUUCACCAGAUCUAAGAGUGCCAGACAAAGAGCCAGACAUCCAGCCAGUGCUGCCCAAGAAGAGACAUAAAGAAGGAAACGCCUCCAUGACGGAUACUGAGGAGCUCCAGGUGGAUGGUCAUCUGAUUCAGUUACCUCUGAAACACGGCAGUCGGGUGGAGCAGAAGCAAGCAGUAGAGGAAGAGGCUAAAAUAGGACCAGACUGCAAACAAGACAGUCAGGAGGAGAAAGAGCCUAACAGACAGAUGAACAGCAGAGACAACCAAGGAGAAUAUGUGGAAUUCUCCAAGGAGAAGUACCUGCUGGAGUCGCCCCCGGAGAAGCUCAGGAAGGAGCUGGAGGAGGAGCUCAAACUCAGUAGCAGUGACCUGCGGAGCCACGGCUGGUACCAUGGCCAUAUUCCACGAGAGGCUUCAGAAACUGUGGUUCUGCGUAGCGGAGACUUCCUCGUACGGGACUCCCUGUCGACCGUGGGUGACUAUGUCCUCACGUGUCGCUGGCAGCAGGAAGUCAUCCACUCCCGGAUCAGUAAAGUCUUGGUCAAAAGCGGGCAAACCAAAAUCCAGUACAUGCUGGAGCAUGAGAGCUUCGACUCUGUCCCCACGCUGGUCAGGCACCACGCUGGCACGGGACGACCCGUGUGCCCACGCACCGGAGCUCAGCUGCUGUGUCCCGUCAACCGCACGCUGCCUCUGAGGUACCUGGAGGCCACGUUUGCUUUGGCCGGUGGGAGACCGGGAUCUGCACAUUCACCUUCGACCCCGAGGGGGGCGCACAUCAAGAGACGAAGCGUUACUAUGACAGAUGGACUGACCACAGAAAAAAUGAUUCCUCACAGUGUGACACAGUCUACAGAGCCAGAUGAGCCUCAGACAGUCGAGCCAGAGGUGAAACCAGCGGAGGGCAGCAGCUGCCCUUCCACAGUGCACCAUAAGGAUGCCAUGAGGAACUGCGCCAUGAGCAUGGAUCAGAUCCAAGAGUACCGCUGCCCGCUGUCCCCUGUGGGGGAAACACCUCUGUCACCUGCCUACAGCUCCAUCUCCCGCCACAGACAUGGCUCAGGAGGGCGUGUCCUCGCCGUGAUCCCGCCUUCUCCGGUGAUGCGACGCUCCAGCGAUCCCCAUCUCUCGCCGUCCUCCUCCAAUAACAACCUUCCCUGCUCAGACGCGGCCCCCAGCACCCACUCCACACCUGCCCACGGUUACCCAUCCGAGAGUUCAGAGCAGGGUGGCAGUUAUUGUGAGGUCAGACCCGGUCAAGCCUCCAUUCCUCCCUGCAAGAGCUACGUAGAGAGGCUGAGGGUGGAGGAGGGCCAAAGCCCGGGCUCUGGAGCCCCAGAUGGGAUGGAGGGCUUCAUGCUCCCCCUGGUGGAGACCAGCUCCUCCUUCCAGCCUGGGAAAUACCAGUCCACUCUUCUGCCAGCUGAGAAUAAACCUCUGGAGAUGAGCGUGUUGAAGAGGGUGAAGGAGCUGCUGGCGGAGGUGGAUCCCAAAACAGCCGCCAAGCACAUCACCAAGGCAGACUGCACGGUUGCUAGGAUACUGGGCGUUUCCAAGGAGAUGCAGAGGAUGAUGGGAGUGAGCUCGGGGCUGGAGCUGCUGACUCUUCCACAUGGACACCAGCUGAGACUGGAUCUGCUGGAGAGGUUUUACACCAUGUCUAUAAUGAUGGCGGUGGAUUUGUUGGGAUGUACGGGCAGCACAGAGGAGAGAGCCGCCCUCCUGCAUAAAACCAUCCAGCUGGCUGCUGAACUCAAGAGCAACAUGGGCAACAUGUUCGGCUUCGCUGCGGUCAUGAGAGCGCUGGAGCUGCCGCAGAUCUCACGGCUCGAGCAGACAUGGAUCACACUGCGACAGAGACACACAGAAGGUGCAAUCCUCUAUGAGAAGAAACUCAAGCCAUUCCUGAAGGCUAUGAAUGAUGGGAAAGAGACCUGUGUGCUGUCGAACACCUCUUUCCCUCCCGUGGUGCCGGUGCUGUCGCUGCUGGAGCGUGGUGUGGCGGCCGGAGAGGCGCUGGAGUCCUGGGAGAGCGUGGAGUCAGGAGUGGACGUGGUCAUGAGUCACCUGGAAGCAGCACGAACCAUCGCUCACCACGGAGGACUGUAUCGCACCAAUGCUGAGAGCAAACUACAGGAUUUCCAGGAGCGGAAGGAGGUGCUGGAAAUCUUCUGUACAGAGUUUCAGAUGAGGCUUUUAUGGGGCAGUCGUGGCUCUGAAGGAAACCAGGCCGAGCGCUAUGAGAAGUUUGACAAGGUCCUCACCGCUCUGUCCCACAAGCUAGAACCUUCUGUGCGACACAGUGAAUUAUAGCACCCCUGCACCCAAAAAUGGUAUGAUCCCUGACCUUCUUGUCACUCAUACUCCUGGACCAGACCAUGCUUUUUCAUGGAGGGGAGCUGCAAGGCGGAAAUUGAGAGCAUUGAUGGACUCACUUCGCAAAACAAGGCACAAAAGGGGACAAGCUUUAUGCGAGCAUGAUAGCACCCCCUAAAGAACACAGUCGUGAACUGCAGCAAUGGAAUGAAAUCAAAAUCUAAAGCCAAAAUCCCUUUUUCAGUGGUGACCAAGGGCACUUCCUUUUCAAAAAGAGAGAAUGGGAUGAAGUGCAAGUUGACUUGAACCCUAAUGGGUCUGAAUCCUGUUUUAUGUGAAUCCAUAAUUUAGUUUCCAAUAGCUUUUAUGUCGGCAAAGCAAAGAUGUCUUGCAGAGGUGACGCAUCUCUUUACUGGAGAUGAGACUGCAUUGACGUUACAUGGUCACAAUUUAUUGCUGGAAUAGACUGAAAACACACUCACCUUUCAAAUGUCUGAAUGUAAGUUGCCAAACCAUGAAUUCAAACAGAUGUCUGCUGGAUAAAGAGUCUUAUUUUUAUGCUUUUAUGCUUUUUUUUUUUGGUUCACUUCUGUGUUGUUGUUUUUUCGGUGUGGUCAUGGCUUUAUCGAUAGAAAUGGAGUCGAAAGUUACUGUGAGGAAUUGGGCCUUCAUUUUUAAUGAGUUUGUAACAGAUGCUCACAUUCACACUCUCUCCGGGUCUGACAGCAGCGCUUCUCAGAGCGCUUUGGUGUCUGUAUGUGUUAGAGAAGAAGUGUAAGAUAGAGGACAUGCUGUUUUCUUUCCUCUCUUUCUGUCAUUCUGGGUUUUUUAUUUUUGUCUGAAUGGGUCAUAUCAUUAGGAAUGAGACUUUCCAAUUUUUUGUCAUUACAGAGUUUAUUAUUUAACUAUCAGAAUUUAAAAAUCCAGAGUAAAAACGAAAAUGCACUUAUUGAAACCUGGCAGAACAAGCUCAUUAACAUAUAACUACCCACUUCACACAUCAACACCACAUAUUGGGUGUGCAGUCAUUCUCCUAAAACCCAGAAGAACUCACGAUAAGAGUAAAAUUGUGAAAGUGGUGAAAUCCACCACAUAUUGUGCUGUUUUGGGCUGUGUGUAGCACCUACUGCUCUGCAGAUUCCUCGAAAGGAUCCCAAUGUUGGAAACAAGUUCAUUUUCAGCGCAAAUUGUUUUAUGGAGAAGUUACAUGGGGCAGCGCAAACUAUAUUAGCAACUCCCACAGCUCAUGUGUUUCUCAUUUCACGUGCAAUGAAGUGCAUUUGCAUGAAGUCUUAAAGGCACAGCAGCACAAAAACAGACGGUUUACUUCCAACAUCAGAAAGAGGGUGGAAACUGACAUGAACAACUAAAUUAGCAUCAUUUGGACUUUAAAAUGAAAAUCAUAAUAUGACCACUUUAAUAUCUUUCGUGACAGACCAUGCUUGUCAGUAUGGCCAUGGCAAUGAGGUUUAGCUGAUACAUAAAUUCUCAAUGAGACUGAAUCACAAAGAAUGACAGUUUGAAUUAAAUUAUUUAAGAGACCCAUAUAUGUCCUUUCCAGAUCAUAUAUCGCAAGUCAACAAAGACAUUUGAUUUUUCAUUCGACCAUUCAAAGUAAUAUUAUGGCAAUACGUUACAGACUAAUAUAGAGAGGAUCAUCGUGUAAGUGGUUUAUGCAUAUGCAUAUUGAUCAUAUUUAAGAUUAGGAGUUUCACUAAAACUCACUAUUUUAAUGCAUAAAUCAUCCGUUUGUCAAACAGAUAUGAUGUAUACCUCAUGCAGUACAAAUCUGUUAAGGAGGGUGGGCUACAUUUCUAAGGUCUCAUACAUGCAUUUUUAACUUUGGUGGGUAAUAAAUCUCUUGAUUAAGGCCAGUAAGUAGCUAUCAACCACCCAAAACACCAUAGCAGCACCCCAGAAGCUGCAAAGCAACACUUUGACAUCUUGGCUGUCACUUUUGUAUGAGUACCAUUCCCAUUUUCAUGGAAAAACAAAGUUUAGAAGAGUUCAGCUAAUAAUAGCAAAAUGUCCAUUUAAUUGAAAUAGUCCAAUACUGUUUCAUAUCCUGGUAGAUUUAGCCAAACAAAACCCAAAGUCACAUACAUAUACCUCUAUCAACAGUGUAAAUGUUCUACCCUUAUAUCUGGGUACCAGAAAGAGAAAGGUUGUAGGUAUCUGGUUCUAACGCGAUCUAUUGUGUAUCAUAUGCAGGCUGCUAUACUUCACACCCAGUCUAUCGAUGCAUAUUUCCAGGGAAUUUUCUGAAGGUAUUUUUUCAGGUAUUUUAAUAAAGGCACAUCUGAAAGUAGACGAUGCUGUUUGUCACAGAUAGGGGAGCAUUAUGGGAUGAAAAGUGGAUCAUAUGCAAUUUCACUUUUAGCCAGCAGAGUUUAGUAAGCUAAAAAAGAAUGAAUGGAAGUAAGUUUUGAACCUUUUGGAACUUUUUUUAAUGAGGCCUGCUGGUCUAGGACUGUAACUUGUAUUUGGUUUCUCUACUGUAAAGGUCAAUGUGUGACUAUUUCGUUUUGUAAAUAGCUAUCCCUAAACGGUUGAUGAUAUACGAGGUGGACGAGGUCACGUGAUUGCAUCCUCUUAUUAUGUGCUGUACAUACUGGUAUGUCAUAUGUUUUGCACUCUUUUUUCAGAAAAUAAAAUACAGUAAGCUUG